Molecule: messenger RNA, 697 nt
Organism: Cladocopium goreaui
Lineage: Eukaryota; Dinophyceae; Suessiales; Symbiodiniaceae
Source: the annotation of a GenBank genome assembly
GAUUGUUGGCUCAUCUUUCACGAAGUCGUGAACCGCCGCCAUGGCCACGCAAGUCACGCAAGUCGUCGAGGAGGACCUUGACGGCCACGGCCCAGAGGCAAGGAAGUGCAAUACAAACAAUACGCAGUCGACGUCGGCGGAUUCGAGGAGAUCCUCCAAGAUGUCAGAUUUGAUGGAUUAUGAUUUGGGUGCUCCCAGCAGGCCUUCUACCUCCAGGAAGACGGGCCUGGACCGCUCCGGCUUCCAGAUGGCCGCAGGACGUAUCCUGGACGAUGUGGCCAAAUUUGCGGCCAUGAGCGUUCCGCUCAUUGCGUAUACCAGACCAAGUGGUAUGAAGGAGCCCUUAAGCCCAGUCUCCACACCGCCGGUGAACCGAAUCAUCCAAAGCAUGCCUCUGACGGAGUUCUUCGGUUUACAGAAGGCGCCUAUGGUGCUGCAGGAGCUACCGGCUCGCUGCGUGUCGAUGCCGGAGGAACCCAAGCGGAUGAUCGAGAGCGAUGAGUUCGAAGAGGAUGGCCUGUUGCACUUAGAAGGCGCAGAGCAGUUGGUGAGCAAACAACGCAGCAACAUCAGCAACUGCUCGCUUCGCUCGGUGGGAGAGCUUUCGCAACAAACCUCCAGUGCUCAGUGGCAAGAACCCGAACAGGGUGUGAUCAUUGUGGACUGGGAUGAUACCUUAUUUCCGACCUCAUGGCUG